AUGGCAACCCAUCUUCAAGUUAUACUUUUUUGUUUGCUACUAUUCGCACCGUUAAGUAAUGGACAAAACACACCGACCGCAAGAGCUCAAGCAGAUUUGGUUACUGGUUUGCCAGGCACUAUUUUCCAAGUGAACUUCAAACAAUAUGCUGGAUAUCUGAACUCAGACCCCAACAAAGCCUACAACAAUCUUCAUUAUUGGAGUUUACACAACAUUUCCAGGCACAUCGAGUCUCAAAUCAAUCCAUCCAAUGACUCUCUUCUUCUCUGGAUCAACGGUGGCCCCGGAUGCAGUUCGCUUCUUGGUCUGAUGCAAGAAAUCAGCCCGUUCCAUGCUGCUAGCGACGGUCAAACACUUUAUGAGAACGUGUUUGCAUGGAACAAAGUCUCCAAUUUACUGGCAAUCGACGCUCCUGGAGCUGGAUUCUCUUGGAUGGAAAACCCAAAACACAAUCAGGAUGACAGCUAUGUGACUCAAGCUAUUCUAAAUGCUCUUCUCGAUUUCUAUACUGUUUAUCCAAACUUGCAAAAUGCAGAUCUCUACAUUGCCGGUGAGGGAUACGGGUCAUUCUUCGCGUCAGGCUUGGUUUAUAAUCUGUUGGUGAACAACACGCCAAGAACGGAUAUUGUCACUACCCCUAUCAAAGUUCGCGGACUUCUUCUUGGAAACGGAGAUUUGAGUGCACGCCAUCAAUACAACAGUCUCAUUCCAUUCUACUACACUCACGGAUUUGCGGGAUCAAAACAAUAUGACGAUCUCAAAUCAGUGUGCUGCACCAACGCUUCCACCAUGGCCUGCGAUUUCUACAACAGUGGCGCCGCAUGCAGAGCCAAAGCUGACAACGCAAUCGCUUCUUGGUCAAAUAAUCAGUAUGUAAUUUUUGGUCGUUUUUGUGGCAGAAUGUGCUUGGCUGUAAACAACUACAACUCUACUGAUUCAUUCAAUGGAUAUCCUUGCACUGCAAUCUCUGCAACAUCCACAUAUUUCAACCGUGCCGAUGUCCAGGCUGCCCUUCAUGUCAGUCAAAAUGCAUCGAAUGUUUUCCAAUCUUGCAGAAAUGUCACCUAUAACACGCUUUCCACCGAUUUGCAAACAACAAUCUCCUCAAUUCUCACCACCAAAAAUUACGCUGCUAACAACGCCAAAAUUAUGAUCUACAACGGAGAUCUUGAUAUUUGGAGCAACUUUGUUGGAGCCCAAAGAUUCGGAGCAGAAAUCGCAGCCAACCUUAAGCUCAAUGUGACCGAAGACCGUAUCUGGAGACACAACUACGACUCAGCAGCUUACCAAUGGAUGGAUGGUGGUGUGAUUACCAGUUAUACCAGUAACUUGCAUGUCGCAUCUGUUAGAGGCGGCGGUCACUUUGCACCACAAAACCGACCAUCGCAAUCAUUGCAACUCUAUCGCGAUUUUGUUUUGGAAUUGUUUUUCAACAAUUGCCUCAGCCGCGUUAACAAAGUUGCCGCUCCACUUGUGGCACCUUAUCAACAAACCGCUGCCGCAACAGCUCGUCAAGACGCUGAUAAGAUCGUUAGCUUGCCAGGACUCACAUAUCAAAUUAAUUUCAAUCAAUAUUCUGGAUACUUGAAUGCUUCCGACACUCACAGAUUCCAUUAUUGGUUCGUUGAGUCUCAAAAUGAUCCAGCGAACAGUCCAGUACUCCUUUGGUUGAACGGAGGACCAGGAAGCUCCUCCCUCUGGGGAAUGCUCACUGAAAACGGACCAUUCCGUCCAAACAAAGACGGACAGACAUUGUAUGAAAAUAUUCAUUCCUGGAACAAAUUCGCCAACGUUCUGUAUCUCGAAAGUCCCCAUCAAGUGGGAUUCUCGUACUCUACAGUGGCUAACGAUUACACUUACACCGAUGACCUCACUGCUAAUGAUAACUAUAAUGCACUUAAGGACUUCUUCUACAACGUUUUCCCAAAAUACAAGACCAAUCCAUUCUACAUCACCGGAGAAUCCUAUGGAGGAGUUUAUAUUCCAACUCUUUCUAAGCUUUUGUUGCAAAUGCUUAGCGCUGGAGAAAUUAGCAUCAACUUUAAGGUAGGGAAUUAUAGUACCACUUUUUCAGGAAUCGCAAUUGGAAACGGAGAACUCACCACCAAACUUCAAGUCAAUUCUGCGAUCUUCCAACUCUACACCUACGGGCUUUUUGGAGAAACAGAGUAUAACGCGCUUAUUGCACAGUGCUGCAAAAACUACACCGAUCCAACUCAAUGUGAUUUCUACACUCCAUACAUCUUCUUUGACUAUCUUGGAAAUUACAAGGCUGUUCCCGGAGCUGACCCAUUCUGCUCUUCGACAAUCCUUGGUGUUGUCAAUGAUCAAGUCUGGCAAUCCGCCAAUAACCCGUACAACAUCUAUGGAGACUGUUACACAACUAGCGCUGGCGCUUCAUCCACUAGCAACAAGCAAAACAGACAACUUUUGAAUCUUGCCUCUUCCGAUCCUUUCGACGGAUUCCCAUGCUGGAGUACUGAUGCCACCACUACUUACUUGAACAGAGACGAUGUUAGAACUGCACUUCACAUUCCAGCAAACAUCCAACAAUGGCAGUCCUUCAACCAAACUGUCAAUGAGCAGCUUUAUAAUCGUAGCUACUUCGAGUUGGAUGGCGUUCUGAACAGAAUUAUUUCUAGCUACUACUACAAACAGAAUAACAUGAAGAUUUUGAUCUACAACGGAGAUGUUGAUAUGGUUUGCAAUCAUCUUGGAGACCAAUGGCUUAUUGAACAGCUUGCCAAUAGUUCAGGAUUGAAUGUGAGAACUUUUUCGGUGGCUUUUCUAGGCUUGAAUUUUCAGACUGUUGCUCCUCGUAAACCGUGGAACUAUGUUAUGGCUGGAACUAACUACUUGUCUCAACUUGCUGGAUACGUGAAAACCUUUGACUCCAACCUCAACCUGGUUACGGUCAAAGGAUCCGGUCACUUGGUUCCACAAGACCGUCCAGGACCAUCACUUCAGAUGAUCUAUAAUUUCAUUAACGGACUCAAUCUGAACACCACCUUCCCAUAUGCCUUGACACCUGCUCCCUUGCUCCCAUCCUACAGUGAUCUUCAAGGAUGCCCAGCUCCAGAGUAUCCGACAGCUCAGUCCCUUCCAACACUUCCUCCACUCCCACCACUUCCACCUGGUGUCACCUAUCCACCAUUUGCUGCUAAGGAGAAGAUGGCUUCAGAACCCGCUCAAUUCAUGAACACUAAUACCGAUUUGCCAACCAAGUUGAAUGCAGCUGCCACCGCCGACAUGAUCACGAACUUGCCAGGAUUGACAUUCAAUGUCACCUACCGUAUGUUCUCCGGGUACUUGACUGCUGAUGAAACUCCAUUGAACCAUUUGUUCUAUUGGUUUACGGAAUCUCAAAACGAUCCUGUCAAUGACCCAGUUGUACUCUGGUUGAACGGUGGUCCAGGAUGCAGUUCUCUGGGAGGAUUCUUUACGGAACUGGGACCACUCCAUCCAAACGAUGAUGGAGGUCAGACUCUGUAUGAAAAUGUUUUUUCCUGGAAUAAGAAACAAUACAAAUUGUUUUAUCAGUUUAAUGAAAAACAAACUAAACAAAAUAGCAAAUAUGAAGUAUGUUACCGGCCAAUAAGAUAUACAAAUAAGGGGUUUCAGUGGAAAGCCAACGUGAUCUUCCUCGAAGCCCCAGCUGCAGUGGGAUUCUCUUACACCGAAGACCCAAACUACUACUGGAACGAUGAUACUACCGCCGAGAACAACGGAUACGCUAUCAAGGCAUUCUUCACAAAGAAAUUCCCACAAUACGCACAAAAUCAAUUCUUCAUCACCGGAGAAUCUUAUGGUGGAGUUUAUUGUCCAACAUUGACCUUGAACUUGAUCCAGCAAAUUGACGCCGGCCUCUUGAAUUUGAAUUUUAAGGGAACUGCUGUAGGAAAUGGUAUUCUUAGCGAGUACCUCCAAACAAACUCUGAAAUCGUUUUACAGUAUGGAAGAGGAUUCAAUGGAUUAGAUGAGUGGAAUUCACUGAAAGAUGCAUGCAACUUGACCAACUCUGACCCCAUCUACUUUGAUUACUCAGCUCCUCCAGAAGGCUCCAAAUGUUACAACGCAGUCUAUAUUAACCAAGACAAAUUCUAUGAGUAUGAUGAGGUCAAUGGCGAUCCAUACAACAUGUACCAAGAUUGCUAUCUUUACAACCAGCAAGGAUCUUGGCAGACUCCAGGACAAGAAAAGCUCGUAGAAAGACCAACAUCUCGCAGACAGCGUGCUCGUAAAGCCCUCAUGAAUCGCAGAAAGUCAUUUGCCUCUGCCAAAUUCUCCAACUCAAACUCCAACACUGGUAUGGAUCCACUGACGCUUUCCGUGGACUCAACUGUUUUGGAGGAGACGCUCUUGCUGCUUAUUUGUCCCGCCCGGAUAUCCAAACCGCUAUUCACGCCAGAAAUCAACCAAGAUGGGGAGACUAACACGAUCAGUGCUAUCAUGGAUUCCAAGUGGUACACAACCAACAAUAUGCGGCUAAUGUUCUAUAACGGAGAUGUGGACACGAUUUGUCAGUUCCUUGGAGAUGAAUGGUUGAUCGAGAAGUUGGUGACCAGAAGAAACUUAACGGUAACCUCCCCACGCCAACCAUGGUACUACACACAAGGCGCUCAAUACGCCACUACCAUCGCUGGAUAUGCAAAAUCCUGGACACAGAACUUGGUUCAACUCACUGUCAAAGGAUCUGGACAUUUUGUUCCAUCCGAUCGUCCAGCUCAAGCUCUGCAAAUGCUGACAAAUUUCUUGAGCAACCAGGCCAACUACAGUACUCCAGCUGGAGUGAGACAGGAAAAAUAUGUAACAGAAAUUGAAUUUAAUUUUAGAUUGACGUCACACCACAACCAAUUUUCACCAACUUGGUCACUACACCAAACUGCACAGUUGGAACUUCCGAUCGUAUUAUCAACUUGCCAGGAAUUCCAGCUGAUAUGCAGUUCAAGCAAUACUCUGGAUUCUUGGAUGGACUUUCAGGACAUAAAGUUCAUUACUGGUAUAACCAUAGUGUUUAGGCUCGUGGAAUCUGAAAACAAUCCGUCUACUGAUCCACUGUUGUUGUGGUUAAAUGGAGGUCCUGGAUCCAGUUCUCUGAUGGGUCUUUUUGAAGAAAACGGGCCAUUCCGUGUCAGCAAAGACUCGCAGACUCUGUCACGUAAUCCUUAUUCAUGGAACAAGUUCGCCAACGUCUUGUAUCUGGAAAGUCCAAUUGGAGUUGGUUACUCUUAUGCUUACAACAACACUAACAUUCAAUAUGACGAUUUUACUACCGCCCAGGAAAACUAUGCUGCACUCAAGAGCUUCUUUGCUGCCUAUCCACAAUACCAAACCGCCGAUUUCUACACCACUGGAGAAUCCUAUGCUGGAGUAUACCUCCCAGGUCUUGCCGCUCUUCUCGUACAAGGAAUCAAAUCAGGAGAUAUCAAUAUCAACUACAAAGGAGUAUCUAUUGGAAACGGAGUUAUUGACAAGAGGACUGAUCUGAACUCACAACUUCAUUAUCAAUACUAUCAUGGAGGAAUUCCAGCAUCGUUAGUUGCCAGAAUUAUAUUAUUAAAUAGAAAAAAAUCUUUUAGAACUUACCAAACCGCAUUGGCGCUCUGUUGCACAGGCGAUGAAUUCAAGUGCAGAUUCAGUGAUCGUAUGACAAACUUCAACAAUUCAAUUCCAUGGGGAGACUUGAGCGAUCCAUGCUAUGACUUUAUCGUUGCCACUGGUGCCAAUCUAUUAUUGAAUGGAUUUGAUCCAUAUAACAUGUAUCAACAGUGUUGGACAAUUCCAAUUAAUGACACUACUCCACGUACACCAUACGGAGAGACUUGGACCGGAAUCAAUUAUGAAUCAUCUGACGCUUUGAACGGCUAUCCAUGCUACGAUGACGCUGCUAUGGAGGCCUACUUGAAUCGCCCAGCUGUCAGAACUGCAUUGAACAUUCCAGCAUCCGUUCCAUACUGGGCUGCUAACAACGCCAUUAUCAAUGCCUACAAUCAACAAGUAGAUAGCAUUAUUCCAAAUCUUCAGAUCAUUAUGGCCAACGCCCCAGGCAAUUUCAAAAUGCUCUUGUAUAGUGGAGACGCAGACACAAUGGUCAACUGGCUUGGAGCUGAAAUUUUCACUGCCAACAACUUUGGAGCUUUAGGAUUGACGACAUCCAGCGCUAGAACUCAAUGGACAUACCAGAUCGACAAUACCUAUGCAACAUCGGUGGCUGGAUAUCAAACGUCCUACACCUCCAACUCUAUCAAUAUUGAUGUGCUUACUGUGAAGGGAUCCGGUCACUUUGUACCACUCGAUCGACCACAACCAGCACUUCAGAUGAUUAAUAACUUUGUCAAGUCUAGAGCUUACAAUACUCCGUUCGAUUUGAAUCCAACAGGUCCAACACAACAACCACCAGCAACCGAAUCGACAGCAACUGCGGGAACCGGAUCAACUACAACUCCUGGACCAGCUGUGACCGGUACACAAGCAUCAGCGGGUACUGGAGCAACUGGAGGAGUUUCUGGGCAAACUCCAGGACCAACUGUGCCAACAACAACUCAAGGAGCAGAGAUUAGAAAUAUUUUGACAAUUUUUUCUAUGGUUUUGGCAGCUUCGUAUUUAAAUUAG
This is a messenger RNA of Caenorhabditis briggsae, 6612 nucleotides long. Gene Ontology annotation, biological process: proteolysis. Bases 1 to 6612 code for a protein of 2203 amino acids. NCBI's taxonomy places the organism in Eukaryota, Metazoa, Nematoda, Chromadorea, Rhabditida, Rhabditidae. The transcript is spliced from 31 exons. Gene Ontology annotation, molecular function: serine-type carboxypeptidase activity. The record is from RefSeq and is a predicted model, not a curated record.